AUGCAAGAGUUACGCGAUCAAAGAGGCUUGGAUAGUGUCUUCUCUCCUCCUCCACCUCCUCUGGAGGACUCUCGUGGUGGCCAGCGCUAUCUGAUUAAGCGGCUGUUGAACCACCGCGACGUGAACGGGCGUCGGAAGAGUUACCUCGUCCGGUAG
Peronospora matthiolae is the source of this 156-nucleotide messenger RNA. The record is from the annotation of a GenBank genome assembly. NCBI's taxonomy places the organism in Eukaryota, Oomycota, Peronosporomycetes, Peronosporales, Peronosporaceae.